This is a messenger RNA of Pelobates cultripes (western spadefoot toad), 453 nucleotides long. NCBI's taxonomy places the organism in Eukaryota, Metazoa, Chordata, Amphibia, Anura, Pelobatidae. The record is from the annotation of a GenBank genome assembly.
AUGUCUCACCACAAAGGAAAAGGGGACCAGGCAUCUUUUUUUACAUCCAAGCACCAAAACAAGCAGCCCACGCUCCAAGCAGGCCUCCAAGAUAGUGACCUCGAGUCCAGAGACAGCCAAGAAUCCUGUUCUCUCCUGCCUCCCUCUCAAGAUGGUGAAGGUUAUUUCACACCAACCAUUCUGCAAAAAAUGCUGUAUGCCCAAUCCAAGCAAUUACUCACCCAGUUUCAAUCCUCACUGACAGAGAUAAAACAGGAAAUCUGCGAUAUCGGAGACCGAACAGCCCAUCUGGAAACGAAGCUUGAACAACAGGUGUCCUCACAUGGCUCUCUUGCCAUCAGGGCCCAGCAGUUGGAAAAGCAUUUGUCUUCCAACGAUGCCAAGCUCACGGAUUUUGAAGAUAGAUCUCACCGGAAUAACCUCAGACUCAGGGGAAACAGUGGCGGUGAGUGA